Malaclemys terrapin pileata is the source of this 2879-nucleotide messenger RNA. Its product is annotated as zinc finger protein 436-like. The transcript has 6 exons. The record is from RefSeq and is a predicted model, not a curated record. NCBI's taxonomy places the organism in Eukaryota, Metazoa, Chordata, Testudines, Emydidae. The coding region runs from base 199 to 2535 and encodes 778 amino acids.
UUCAGAAAUAAGGGACUUCCUAUUCCCAGCAGUCCAUUACCCUGGAGCCUGUUGUCUGCUCCUUGGGGCUGGGGGAGCAUCUAGUAGCCAAAGUGCCUGAACCCCUGCUUCCAAUGAUCCCUCCCCCGCCCUUGCCAGAGAGCAUAAGGGAAUAAAAUACACCUCUGUGCUGCCAGUGGGAGAGCAGGUGAUGGGAACAUGAAUGAAAAUGAGGAGGAGGAUCCUCAGCAGGAAGGUCCCAAGCCAGUGGAAGCCCCUGGGACAUUAUCAGACUUUUUCAUAAGGGAAGCUUUUCCGAGUUCUGACCAGAACAAAGCCUGUGAGAGGCAGGAGAUACAUUCUCCAGAGGAGAGACAGGAAAAACCUAUUCGUUGUGAAAGAGGCUUCAGGAAACGCAAAGACACUAUUGUUCACCAGAAAACUCUCCUGGGCGAGAAGCCUUACAUUUGUAUUGAAUGUGGGCAGAGCUUCAACCGGAGCUCGGACCUUAUCCGCCAUCAGCGGAUCCACACUGGCGAGAAACCCUAUGUGUGCACCGAGUGCGGGAAAAGCUUCAGCCGGCGCUCGCACCUUAUCCAGCACCAGAGAAUCCACACGGGGGAGAGACCCUACCAAUGCAAAGACUGUGGGAAGAGCUUCAGCCAGAGCACGCAUCUCGUGCAGCACCAAAGGAACCACACCGGAGAGAGGCCCUAUGUAUGUGCAAAAUGUGGGAGGAACUUCUACCAGAACUCAGGGCUCAUCAGACAUGCCAACUUCCACACGGGUGAGAAGCCCUACAAAUGCCCCGAGUGUGGGAAAUGCUUCAGUGACAGCUCCAACCUCAUCGCGCACCAGCGGCUGCACACAGGGGAGAAGCCCUACAAGUGCACGGACUGUGACAAAUGUUUCAGUGAGAGCUCUAAGCUGAUCAUCCACCGCCGGACCCACACAGGAGAGAAGCCCUACAUGUGUCCUGAGUGCGGAAAGAGCUUCAGCCAGAGAUCUCACCUUGUCCAGCACCGCAGGACGCACACAGGAGAGAAACCCUACAAGUGCUCCGAGUGUGGGACGAGCUUCAGCGACAACUCCACCCUGAUCCGGCACCGCAGGACGCACACUGGGGAGAAGCCCUUCAAAUGUGCGCAGUGUGGGAAGAGCUUCAGCCGCAACUCGUACUUAGUGUCGCAUCAGAGAGUGCACGUAUGGUCAUCGGCCUUCCAAGAGGCCCGAGCAGGGAAGGCGUUGAAGUACACCCUGCUGGUUGACACCCUGAGAGUCCAGGGCUACGAGCUCCAGCUACACACCCUGAUCGUGGGAGCCCUGGGCUCAUGGGACCCCCACAACGAGCCGGUACUGAAAGCGUGCGGAGUCGGUCGAUGCUACGCCCGGUUCAUGAGACAGCUCCUGGUGUCCAACACCAUUAGGUGGUCCAGAGACAUCUAUAUGGAACACAUCAUGGGACACCGCCAGUACCAGGUCAACUUCACUGGAGAAGGAAAGGAUGAGUGGGCUAUACAGGCUGAACUAACUUCAGUACUGAAGAUGUUCCCUGCAGGGCAAACACUGAAGCAUGUUAGUGGAGAAUGGCACAGAAUUACGAUAUCCAAACCUGAUGUGAUCCCCUGUACAGAACAAGGGGAAGAGACUUGUUUUCUAAAUCUCCAGGUCUCUGUGGAUAAGGUGAUCCUGAGAGGUUUCUCUACAGAUGAGGCGUUCUUGAUGGAGAGGCUUCUGCUGGAUUCUCCUUCUCAUAAAGGACCUGAGCCAGUGGAAACACAAGAGACGUUGUUGGAAAGAUCCAACAAUAAUAUUUCCCGAACUUCUGACUGGGGAAAAGCCUGCGACAGUGAGUGCAAGUCAGAAAGUGAGAGGAAUAUCCUUGCGUGGAAGAGCCAGGGUAAAACCACUCACCAGGAAAUAAGUUUCAAGAACCUCAAAGAAAUGACUCUUUGCCAGAAGUCCCCCAUAGGAGAAAGGCUGGGCACAUGGCGCAAAUGUGGGGAAAACGUCAGUCAGAGCUCGGAGCUUAGUCAGCAUCAGAGAACCCACAUGUUAAAUAUACUGAGUGUGGGAAAAGCUUCCAGGAGAGCCCCCCUCCCCCUUACAUCUCAUCAGAGACUCCACAGAGGAGAGACACCCUACAGAGGUAAGGUGUGUGGGAAAAGCUUCAGUGCCAACACGGACCUCGUUAACCACCAGAGAACCCAUGCAGGAGAGAGACGCUACCAGUGUGCUAAGUGCGGGAAAGGCUUUGGUCGGUGUUCUCAUUUUAUCAAGCACCAGAGAACCCACUCGGGAGAGAAACCCUACACUUGUAAGGAGUGUGGGAAAAGCUUCAUCCAGAGCUCAGACCUCUUGGGACACCAGAUAACUCACAAGUGUGAGAGACCCUAUAAAUGCCCCCAGUGCGGGAAAAGCUCCAGCCAGAGCUCACACCUUGUUAGGUACCAAAGAAUCCACAAGGGGGAAAGCCCCUACAGAUGUACACAGCGCGGGGAAAGCCUCCGAAACAAAGCGCUUCUAUUAUUGCAUCUGAGUCUCCACGUUGAGUAGCAAUCAGGGGGGCAGCUGCAUUUUUAGGUGCAUCAGUCACUCUUCCAAUUAACAAAAUACAUUUUCUGGAGCAUCGAGCAUUGGAGGGAGAGCAACCAUGUUCCUGAGGUUACUGCUCAUUUGGGGAUUGGGUGUUCUGAACAUUGGCUAGUAAGAACUCGAAGCAUGAGGGAGGGUGGAGCUGUCAUACUAAAAGACUGGAUGCUUGUAGAGGGAGUGGUAAGAAGUAAAGUGAAGAGAAAGCAGAGAACAGACACUGGGUGAUCAGUCAAGUUGUGGGGAGUGAUUCUGAACAGGAGACUAGCAGGGAGAGGAGUUGUAGGGGGUAAUUGACUAGAGACUGG